This is a messenger RNA of Rosa rugosa (rugosa rose), 2107 nucleotides long. RefSeq names its product rust resistance kinase Lr10-like. Bases 13 to 1899 code for a protein of 628 amino acids. The record is from RefSeq and is a predicted model, not a curated record. Gene Ontology annotation, molecular function: polysaccharide binding; protein kinase activity; ATP binding. The transcript is spliced from 2 exons. Gene Ontology annotation, biological process: protein phosphorylation. Lineage: Eukaryota; Viridiplantae; Streptophyta; Magnoliopsida; Rosales; Rosaceae.
AGAUAAAUUAAGAUGGGAAUUCUGCAGCUGCUGCUACCUUUGUUUUUCUGCUCCAUUGUUCUUGUACCCAGCAAAGCAGCUGAUCAUGACUGUCCAGUUUCAAAGUGUAGUCCUGAUGGUCCCCUUAUCAAGUUUCCGUUCCGUCUAAAGCAUCAACCCCUUCACUGUGGCAAUCCAGAGUUUGAGGUUUCCUGCAGCAGAUUCAGCAAUAUGACCAUGAUUCAGCUCUCCUCAUCUUCAGGACUCUUCACCAUCCAAACAAUUGAUUAUGAAAAACAAUACUUCGACGUCUACAACAGAGAUGGCUGCCUUCCUAGACGGCUUGUAAACUUUACCAUCUCCAGCAGCUCACUCUUUCAACCAGCACGUUAUUUAUUUGGGAAUGACUACUGCAUCUUUUCUGGGAAAUAUUUUCCCGACUUAAAAUUACUGAAUUGUUCCACACCAGAAAACUUUAGCACGGGGAAUUUCAACAAGAAGUACAUUCCCAUCACAUGUCUUAGUAUACCAGGGUAUCAGGUUGUGGCUACUCUACCCUCAACUUCUUUCCUUGACUUGCCGGUGCCAACUUGCCGUAGUUUGAUUGGACCAAUCUAUCUUCCACUACGAAGAGUGGAUGGUAAUCCGGACAACUGUGUACCGGAUAGUGUAUUAAUUCUGAAAUGGGACUUGGGGAAUUUCACAGGAUGUCAAAACUGUAAAGCGGGAAGGUGCCAAUUCAAUUAUAACAGCAAUCAACUGGAGUGUCAUCCUGAACUCAGCCCUCCACCUCCACCUCCAGCUCCACCUCCACCUGGUGUAUCUAACUCAAAAAGGCCCAGGUAUAUCAUAGGAGUGAGCAUAGCUUGUUUUGUUCUCAUCUCAGUAGCAUCGGUAGCAAUUUUCUUCCAUGUCACACAAACAAAAAGGAUAGAGGAAAAGGAGAAUCAAAUGAAAAUUGAAAGGUUCCUAAAUGAUCACAAGUCUCAUGUACCCACUAGAUACUCCUGUGCUAGUAUAAAGAAGAUGACAGAUGGCUUUAAGAAAAAGUUAGGUGAAGGAGGUUUUGGAAGUGUUUUCUUGGGAAAGCUACCCAACGGUGUUCAAGUCGCCGUAAAAGUCCUCAAUGGUUCUAAAAGAAGUGGAGAAGAUUUUAUCAAUGAAGUGGGAACCAUUGGUAGAAUUCACCAUGUUAAUGUGGUUCGCUUACUUGGGUUCUCUGCUGAAGGAUGCAAGUGUGCACUCAUUUAUGAGUUCAUGCCAAACAAGUCCUUAGAAAAGUUCAUCACAUCUAGAGAAUCUAAUAAUAAUGACACUACAUUUGAUUGGAAGAAACUUCAGCACAUUAUCACGGGUAUAGGAAAGGGGAUUGAAUACCUUCACCAAGGGUGUGAUCAGAGGAUCCUCCACUUUGAUAUCAAGCCUCAUAAUAUCUUGUUAGACCAUGACUUCAACCCUAAGAUCUCUGAUUUUGGUCUUGCAAAACUCUGUUCCAAGGAAGAGAGUAUUAUAUCAAUGACUGCUGCUAGAGGCACAGUAGGCUACAUCGCACCCGAAGUGUUCAUUAGGAACUUCGCAAACGUGUCCUACAAAUCUGAUAUAUAUAGUUUUGGGAUGCUAGCGCUUGAAAUGAUAGGAGCUAGAAGGGAACCUCCUCUUGGAACUAUUAACAGUGAGGUGUAUUUUCCUGAAUGGAUUUAUAAGCGUCUAAUUCAGGGAGGAACAUUGGAUUUGAAGCUAGAUACUGAUGAAGAUGCUCAUGUUGCAAAGAAACUAGUGAUUGUUGCACUAUGGUGCAUCCAGUGGCACCCGGUGAAUCGCCCAUCCAUGAAAUCUGUUAUUAGAAUGCUAGAAGGAGAUUCUGAAAGCUUGAUCAUGCCACCAAAUCCAUUCACCUUCACAAGUACUCAGACAAGUUAGCCACACUAUUGAGCAAGUUAGAGUAAUAUACUUCUGCUCAGGUCUGCAAUAAAAAGGUCGACUAUGGUGGUGUUGAUAAUUGAUACUCAUUAUCAUUGUAAAUGUUUUCUUUAAUGUGUAUUUCAUGAGAUUGACUCCUGUACGCCGACUAUUUGUAGCCUAUAGGUGCCAGACUCAUAUAUGAAUGAAAACAAAACACUUUCAGAUA